This is a messenger RNA of Mugil cephalus (flathead mullet), 6966 nucleotides long. RefSeq names its product myocyte-specific enhancer factor 2D homolog. Lineage: Eukaryota; Metazoa; Chordata; Actinopteri; Mugiliformes; Mugilidae. The record is from RefSeq and is a predicted model, not a curated record. Gene Ontology annotation, molecular function: RNA polymerase II cis-regulatory region sequence-specific DNA binding; protein dimerization activity; DNA-binding transcription factor activity, RNA polymerase II-specific. The transcript has 13 exons. Bases 540 to 2336 code for a protein of 598 amino acids. Gene Ontology annotation, biological process: positive regulation of transcription by RNA polymerase II; cell differentiation.
UGUCAAUGACGUCGACCGUACACUGGGUACGCUGUGUCGCCUGGGUGGACAGUAUAGUUACUUCAACAUUAAAUGGAAUAAAAUGCCGCGGAUUCGUGUAAACAGAGACGUCACUUCAGUGCAAUUAAUUAACGCUUCUUAAUUAACGCGGGUCCCAUCCGGAGCGGUUGGUGGCAGGCCUAUUUUCGGUGUUUAUCGGCAAUAUUUCAGGGAGAGGACCGACGUCCUCCUCACCAGAGCAGCUGCAGGGAAGUUUGUCACUUUAGUCCCUGUUGAGCAAACAAUGAACUGAGGACCUCAUCCACUUCAUCCAACCUCAUACGUCUCCGCAGCGCCCGCUCCUCGCUCUCGCCGCCCGUCGCUGAAGGAGUCGGCCACAUCGCCUCACCGCACCUGGACAAGGAGAUGCGUGCGCACACGUGUCCUCGUAUGCAUGACUCUGUCUGAGUGUUUUUGGGCUGCACUUCCUCUCUCAUCUUUCGAGAGGCACUUCUCCACUUGACUCACUACGACAUUUGUCUUGACAACUCCCAAGCAUCAUGGGUAGGAAAAAGAUUCAGAUCCAACGGAUCACGGACGAAAGGAACAAGCAGGUGACUUUUACAAAGCGAAAGUUUGGCUUGAUGAAGAAAGCCUACGAGCUGAGUGUGUUGUGCGACUGCGAGAUUGCCCUGAUCAUCUUCAACCACGCAAACAAGCUGUUCCAGUACGCCAGCACUGACAUGGACAAGGUCCUGCUCAAAUACACGGAGUACAACGAGCCGCACGAGAGCCGGACCAACGCAGACAUCAUCGAGACUUUGAGAAAGAAAGGUUUCAACGGCUGUGACAGUCCAGAGCCGGAUGGUGAAGACUCAAUUGACCAAAGUGAUGAUAAGUACCGCAAGACCACAGAGGACCUGGAUGUACUCUUCAAACGCUACGGACCGUCAGCAGCUCCACCCCAGACGUUCUCCAUGCCGGUCACAGUGCAGGCGUCCAAUCAGAGCACACUGCAGUUCAGUAAUCCUGGCAACGCACUGGUAACUACCUCCUAUGUAACAUCAUCGUCGCUCACGGAUACCCACCUCCUGUCGCCGCAGCAACCGACUCUUCAGAGAAACACAGUGUCUCCUGGGUUGCCACAGCGACCAGCCAGUGCAGGUGCUCUUCUUGGAGGCGACCUGAAUAAUUCAAAUGGAGGAUGUCCAAGUCCAGUCCCUAAUGGAUACACCAGUGCCAGGGCCUCCCCGGGCCUCCUCACUGUUUCCAACGGCAACAGUCUGGGGAAAGUAGUUCCGGCCAAGUCUCCACCUCCACCUCCAAGCCCCCAGAUGGUCAACAGCCGCAAGCCAGACCUCCGAGUCAUCACCUCACAGGGCGGAAAGAGCCUCAUGCAGAUGACAGAGGAUGAGCUGGAAUUGGUAAACGAGAAUGCCCAGCGGCUGGCAGCUGGAGCCCAGGUGGCACAAACCCUCACCACACCGGUGGUCUCUGUAGCCACGCCGAGCCUCCUGGCGCAGGGGCUGCCGUUCUCCGCCAUGCCCACAGCGUACAACACAGAGUAUCAGCUGACCAGCGCAGACAUCACUGCUUUACACGCUCUGGCAUCGCCCGGCGGCCUGUUGCCCAGCAGCGUGUCCACAUGGCAACAGCAGCAACCGCAGCAGCAACAGCAACAACAGCAGCAAACACAGCAACAGCAACAACAACAGCAGCAGCAACUUAAUCUCGCAUCUCUCAGCAACCUGGUCAUGUGGGGCGUGGACAAACAGAGCAGCGAGCUGUCUAGCCAGGUCUCCAGCCUGGCUGCCAAUCUGAGUGUUGGCUCUCCGUCCAACCUGCUCUUGGGUAGAGAUGAGUGGUUGGGCCGGCCGGUGUCCCACAUACCUCAAGGUGCCAUGUUGACCGUCAACACAAACUCCAGCGUGAGCAUCAAGUCGGAGCCCGUCUCCCCCGGCCGGGACCGCAGCACCCCUUGCCCCCCUCCCUCGAGCACGCCGUCCUCGACCUCGGGGGGAGCCAUCUUGACCGCCCCGCCGCAGUACCCCGGCUCCCUGCUGUGCCUGGAGCCCCCGACCGGCCGCUCUCCCGCCGACAGCGUGAGCAGCAACGCCAGCUCGUUCGAAGGCAGCGACCGUGACGACGGCGGCGCUACUGGUGGUGGUGGAGGUGGCGGGAGCGGAGGCGGAGGCGGAGGAGGCGGCGGCGGCGGUGGCGGCAGCACAUCAGGUCCCGCCAGAAGUUCCGUGCCGCCUGACUUCAGCUCGUCGGCCGAGCUCCUCAGGGCGUCGAACGACCCGGAGCAGGAGGGAGGAAACAUCAAGCGCAUGAGAUUGGACACCUGGGUCACAUAGAGGCGGCAGCACCGCCUCCGUGCACCCGCAGCGAGGUUUCGGUGACUCGUAAAACACCCACAACACGCACCCACACCCAUUCUUAGUCCCCCCCCCCACUGCCCCCGACCCCACUGCCAUGUGACACUAUCACCACACAUCUGCCUCUGUCCAACAUUAUACUACUCAGCUGCGUCACAAAAACACACACAAAAAGAUAAAUGAAAAAGUCUUUAUGGGAUCGCGCUCUGAGUGAGGGGAGGACGGCUCAGUGCUCACCUGGAGGUUUUGUCCCAGGUGGGCCCCUCGAAUAAGAAGGACAGCAGACUUUUAAAAGCCUUCUUGCUCGAACGGAACUCCCGUAUAGUGAUUUUUCUUUUUCGUAAAAAAAAAAAAAUGAGGUAUCCAACCUUUUUUUUUUGCAAUCUGAGGAAACCACAAAAAUAAACAUUCACCUCUCACGUGGUUUCCGAUCACUCUCACGUAUUUACAUCGAGUUAUGGGACUGCUGCGGCAUAACUCGCCACUUUCUGCUCCUCACUAUCCAACGUCAUUUAGAUUGUGUGCUGUCCAUUCUUCCGUAAGUCACGUCCAAACUGCACUAUUGGAAAAUAACUCAAUCCGGGACACGUUUGAGGACUGAGCAUCGACCUGGCGCAGACUCAGACUGGGUCUUUCUAGGUGAGAAUAGCUCCACGUCAAUGGAUCCACGGUUACCAACCUCAUGCAACCAGGCAGACCCCCCCCCCCCCCCCCUCCGAGCCCUCAGGUGGCACUCUGCUGCUGUGGAGUUGAGCACCUUGCCAGAGUGCCAAUAUCAAAUAUUAAAAAUGCCAAAUGCCUCUCUCGCACAGCGCUGCGACGCUGAUGAUCACUCGCGCCGAUACGGAAACGUCGGGGGAAACUGUCGAUGCUUCUCGGGCUCCGUAUCGGCCGCCACUUUGUUCACAGACCGGGGUGCUCCUCCCGUCCUCUCACCUCAUCUCCUCUGGAACUCGGAUGGAAGUACGUUGCACCAGAAAUCCAGCCAGUCACUCAGCUUAUUACCAGGAGUAGAUGCCAUCCAGUUUAAUGCAUAAGUAAGAGUUUUUUGAGCCGCCGAUGGCUUUUUUUUGAGUAGGGAAGUAUUUGAUUCUUUCAGUCCAAGUGUUCUUUAUCUGUUGGUAUUUUAAAAAAUCUGUUUUGAAGGUCCGUUAGUCGUCCAAAAGUAGGAAAUCUGACUUUGUAUUGAAGAAAAAAAAAAAAAAUUAUCACUCCUUAUACAAAAAGCUUUGAUGUCCUCUUUAGCUCUCUCUAGCUCUCCUUAGCUCUUUGCCGUGUUUCAAAACGUGACAGGAAAAAGACAUUUUCUAUAUUUCUACCGCUUCAGUUGGCGACAAAGUAAAAUAGCUUUUCGGCUUCAACGAUGUGUAUGUACAUAUGAAUAUAUUUGCAUAGACUUUGCUAGGUAUCCCUAAAAACAAGCAAUGUGUUGAUUCUCAGUGGAUCUGUUUGCAUAUAUGAGUGUGAAUUUGAUAUGUUUCGAGCUACGGUGCAGGGGUUACGCCGCACUUAGGCAGUGCUGGUGGAUCGGACUCGUUUCAGUAAACCUAUUUUAUUCUAGUGUUGAUGGUGUGUGCACUUUCUGUCUCUCACUCACAGAGGCCUGCUUGGUUGUGGUGUCAACAUAUUCUCUUGCCACACAUUAAAAAAAAAAACAAAGAAAAAAACUAAAAAAAAACAAAUACACAAAAAAAAAACACGAUCAAAGUAAAACUGUACACGCGACAAACUCAUUAUUACGACACUGCCAUUCACUCGUAGCGUAGCCGUAGAGAUAAAAAUGCACUUCAGAUCGACGGGAUCGUGUCACGUGAAGCGGACGGAGAUCACGCCUUUGUUCGCUUUUAGAUUCAAGUCAGGAAAUUGGCUCCCAGGUGUGUUUCAGUUGCGUCUUUUUCUCGAACGAAUUGAUCACGUCUGAACCGUUUCGAGCCUGCGCGUGAGCGCGUUUCUAAGACGACAAACACAAACGUUUCUCUGUGACCUGUUUUUUUUUUCCCUGGUGUGGCGGACCCACACUUCUAAACCGGCGUAUGUGAGACAGCUGCUUCUUAACGAACUGAUGCCAUUUGGUGCAAUUAAACGCAGCCCGCAAACCAGCAUCUGAGACGUACUUUGGGUUUGUGGCCAGCGCCUGGAAAAAAAAACUUUGCGCUGUGUGACAUUUUCACGUCUAAUGGCAGUGUUGUUUUUGUUGUUGUUGUUGUUGGUUUCUAUGAUCUAGUCAUCUUUCCGUCCCUCGUUCACUCGACUGUGUGGUGGAGGCGGCUUUUUCUCUCUGUUCGCGCUCUUAAAGGGGACUUAUCAUGCCUUUCCUCCAUAUUUGAAAUGAAUCUUGAGUUAAUGUCACACGCACAGGUGAUCCGUGUGAGACAAAGCCCCGCAGCACGCCAGCAAAGCCAGAUUAUGAUCGUGUUUGUUAAUUAACGUAAAAGUAUUUACUAAACAGUCUACUAGAGUACCAUUAUAGGCUUUUAAAGUACUCUAGCAUACAAAUAAUCACAGUUUAUCAGGCAGUAAACAUCCUGUCCUGCUGUCAUAUGUGUUGCUGUGGGUGUUUGUUUGUUAGGAACGAGAAAUGAUGUAACUGAGUGGGUUUACAGUCAGACUUUAGGACUUCCACACGGGUUAGGGCUCAGCUAGUUUCGCAAAUCAGACAAAAAGUGGGUUCUUAGCGAGGAAAGGUUUUAAUUGCCAGGCUGCACAAGGGGCCGUUUAAGUUGUUUUCUCACCUGAAUUAUGCAAAGCUACUCUAGGAGAAUAGCGGACUACAAAUAUGGAGCCUGGAAACUGGCAUCAUAGGACCCCUUUAACAUCCAGUACUGUUAAUAAACUCACGUUGGAGAAAAAACGCGAUCCUUAAAGGAAUAGUUCCACAUUACGGGGAGGUUCCUAAAUCAUUUCCUCACCCAGAGUUAGAUCAGAAGAUCGAUACUAAUUAAUAUUUGUGUCGGUGUCUGGUUGGAUUAAGAGGGAUUAGUGGAACAGCUGGUUCAGCUCUGUAAAGAUGUAACACAAUACAGCUACUGGCUCCUGCAUUCGUGAUAAUCAAUCAGGCAUGAGUAUGAAUUAUUAUGUUUUUCAAAAUUGCAAAAGGAAAUGCAAAUUAAUUAGAGUGUCAGUCCACCACUAACCAUGAAUCUUGAUGGGAAAUAUUGCGUUAAUAUUUCCGCGUCGUUAUCGUUGUUUUAUUGACAACAAACUCCGUUUUUGAUCAUGUCGGGUAUAAACUUACGUUUAGAUAUUAUAAUUUCCGACAGUGAUGAACUUAAAGAACUAGAUUGUCAAAGAGCUGUCUGCAAACCACUGCUUCAAGUUGGAUCUCCUUAAAUAAAACAAUAUUAACACCUAAUGGAGCUCAUUUAUAAGGAGAUAAUCCAUUAAAAGAUGCUACCUGAGCCCGUUGAUAUCAUGUUUGUAACGUUAGCAGAUCAGGUAAAGAUCUUAGAUUAACGCGUGAAGACACAGUCUGGCACAUAGUUCCUCUAUCAUGUCACAAUUUUAGUUUUUGCUUUAACUUUCUAAUUUACACUAGAGCCGGCUAACCUGCUCCAGCUCCACAUUUCCUCUACAGGCAUCACAUCAAAUUAUUUUCAAACUGUUCCUUUAAAGACUCGGCCAACGCUCUUCUCUGUCGCCACACGGUCGCUUCCGCGCCUUUUCCCCCCUAAAUCUGUCUCCAUGGUAACUCUUUGCGCCGAUGGUUGACUGAAAUGUGACACCACAACGAUUGGCUUUCGCUCAUGUACAAAAAACAAAAAAAAUAAAUAAAUAAAGGUUCUCUGUCCAAUCUAGCAGUGUAGUCACAAGACAAUCUAUAUGAGAAAUGAAAACCUGCACCCCCUGUUACUCGUCGUGUACAAUGUUUUUUAGAAUCUCACUAUUUUUGAAUUAAUUUGUGCUGGUGACAGUUCCAUUGUCUAUUAUUAUUAUUCUAAUGAUAUUAUUAUGGAGCUUUUAUUUUAUUGCGAUUUUUGUGUAGGAUAGCCAACCGUUUUUAUUUCCUCUCUCUUGUUUUACCUUCCUUAUCAUAAACAUAUAGUGCUGGUUUCCUUUUUUGAAACAACUUGCUGACAAUUGCACGAUCAGUUAUUGUGGUAUUAGCAAAUGCAAUGAAGGAAAUACCAGUUAAUGCUGCAAUUUUAAUUAAGAUAUAGAAUAUAUUUAUAAAAACGGGAAACAGCUGAAAUUAGUAAUUCAUGAAAUUUGAAAAAUGUAAAUGCAUGGGAUACAGGUAACAACAAACCAUAUGUUACGUACAGUAAUGAUAAGGACAUGCAUCACAAAUGAGUUUUAAAACGACUCAGAACAAUGUAGCAUAUGAAAUACUAAAGAUGAAAUUUAUAGCUAAUAUAUUGUGUUGAGCUGGUCUGCUUCGGGUUUUGUUGUAAAGAAAAUAUUUCUUUUUGUUGUUUUUUUGAGAAUGAUAUACAGUUUGUGUAUAUUUUCAUAUACAAAGUAUGCACUGAUAUGUUAUUGAAAUUCUAUACCGCUUUUACAAAAAAAGUGUUUGUUGUACCAAAGUAUCCAAGUCCCUUGAAACCUUAUCCUUUUUGCGUAUGUUUUACCGUAUUUUAUAUAUUAAAUAGACAAACUGAGUGAAAUGAAA